AUGGAGGGUGACUUGAGACUAGACCCAAACAACAAUGAGAUCCGAGUGCUACACCUUGAGCCCAAUACAGACCCGACUGAAGCGGAUACCGUGCGUGGCGACGAGCUCAACCCCAUUCGCUGUCGUCGUCAAGUCGUAUCUCUGCAAUCUUUGAAGCCGGGUGUCGGUGCAAGUCCACAGCUCACACUAGAAGCCAUACAGGCGAAGUAUCGCGCAGUUCACCAAAUUUGGGGCGAUGCAUCAUCUGGGACGAGCGCUCAUCCAGACUCGGAAUCCGACCGAUUCGAAUGGGGAGACUUUGCGGCGCUCUCAUAUGUCUGGGGCGAUCCGGCAGCACAAGAGAUCAUCAUGGUCGAUGGUCAGCCAACAAAGAUACAGAAAUCCCUUGCGUGUGCUUUUCGAUACCUGCGUAUGAAGCAACCUAUUCAGGAUGGUCUAAAGCUCUGGGUUGACGUCUUGUGUAUCAACCAGAAUGACCCCAUCGAGCGCAAUGAGCAUGUCCUCCGGAUGGGCAGUAUCUAUCAGCAGGCGAAACAAGUACUGUAUUGGCUUGGGGAUGCGGACGAAGCCAGCAACCACGCGCUGGACCUUAUAUCUCGAGUUGCCACAGAGUGGCGCAAAAACGCUCAAGAUCGAUGGCAAUUUUCUCUGCGCGAACUUAGGCCAGACCUAUGCCGAAGUCAGGGAUGGCUGUCUAUCCUAAAAUUCAUGCGAAGGUCCUUCUGGCGGCGAGUCUGGAUUCAGCAAGAAGUAGCCAUGGGUAGAGCCGACAUGCCAUUGCUUUGCGGUCACAAAGCGAUAGCCUGGGGCGAAUUACACGAGGCUCUUUAUCUUGCUGCUUACAGAGAUUUAGGACACGUGGAGACUCUGCUGGCAGACGAGAUCACCAGAGACAACGGACCGACCUCACAUUUGUGGAAUGCAGAUCCUCUGAGAAGGGAUCAGGUCUAUCAGCUAAAUACUAUCCAGCGCAAGUUGCGAAAGCUCACAGCAAUUGCAGAUCGAGAGGCCUUGUUGGCACAUCGUAUAGCCGCUGUCCUUCACUUCAGUCGAUCCUCUGAGGCAAGCAAUGACCGUGACAAAGUAUAUGGUAUAGCUAGCUUACUCCCAAGCGCCGUCACGUCCUUGAUGCUGGUGGACUACCAGCUGUCGGUUGAACAAGUAUACACGUCGUUCACCAAAGCCGUCAUCCGAGGCAUCCAAGCGCUCGACAUCUUGGAUCACUGCGUGCUCACGGCAGAUCAGCAUACGCCUAGUUGGGUACCCGAUUGGAGAAUAUCAGGUCACGCUCGCUUGUUUGGCGGCAUCAAGUAUAUAAAACCCCGGAAGGCAAGCCUUGAUAUUAAGCCAGUCACGCACUUUAAUGAUGCCGAGGAGUUGCUGACAGCCGAAGGCUGCAGGAUCGACAUUAUUGACGGCCUAGGUAAGUCGUCAGACUCUACCAACGUGCAGUACAACGUUCAGCGCCAGUUGUUCCAGUCGCGGCGGUCAGCGUCAAUGUAUGAGAACAGUCCUGAAAAUAUAUGCGAUGUGCUAUGGCGUACGUAUACAGCGAAUAUCAACAGAAAUGGAGAUCCUGCUCCAGAGUAUUUCGCUGAUCUUCUCGAUUUGUACGGCGGCAGCGCAAACAGUACUGGUUCGGACCUAGCCGGUGUCUCUCUACAACGUCUCCACUGCCUCGGGGAAGUGCUGAGAGACACCGCAGACCUUCAGUUCGCAGGCAAGCCAAUCCACGAACACUUGUCCGACCGUUCGAGCGCUCCGAGGAGAGUAAAAGGAACCAUGACGAGCCUUGGACCAGCACUAGAGCGUGUCCACAGAACGUUCAUCAACAGGCGCCUCGCUGUUACAAUUAAAGGCUAUCUCUGUGUAGUGCCAAACGCGAGCUUGCCUGACGACGUUAUUGUUGUGUUGUUUGGAUGCUCUCUACCCGUCGUUCUUCGCCCUGACGAGGUGAGCGGUCACUGGACUGUGGUUGGCACGUGCUACUGCCAUGGGGUCAGUCAGGGCGAGGCAAUGGAGCGGCUCAGCGACGGUGGAUUGCAGGCCGAGAGCUUUGUCUUGCAGUAG
Cyphellophora attinorum is the source of this 2070-nucleotide messenger RNA. RefSeq lists its product as uncharacterized. NCBI's taxonomy places the organism in Eukaryota, Fungi, Ascomycota, Eurotiomycetes, Chaetothyriales, Cyphellophoraceae. Bases 1 to 2070 code for a protein of 689 amino acids. The record is from RefSeq and is a predicted model, not a curated record. The transcript is spliced from 2 exons.